AUGUCUUUGCUCAGUUCCCUCGACACCUGGAUGCUUGCGCUGGUCGUGCUGUCAUUCUCCGGCGCGCUCCUUUGCAUAGCAUAUCCAGAUCGCCUCGUCACCACAAAUGCUCGCCCUGACCUCCCAGGUCCUACAGGACACCCUCUAUUUGGCAAUCUACUCCAAGCCAUUCCUUGGCAAGGCCGCAUCCUCGAUUGGUUCGACCACCUCCUGUCGAGCUAUGGCCCUUUCUGCACCUUCACACUACUGCCGUGGGGGAGAGGCAUACUCAUCAAUCGUCCCGAGUGGCUCGCCCACAUCAAACAAGCCGAUAUGAAGGCGUACUCGCGUGGACCAUACGCGAUCGAGAUCUUCACCGAGUUUCCAGGAGGGAGGACUCCUGUUGCCUCAGAAGGGGCUCAAUGGCGACUUGCAAGGAAGUCGAUUUACCCCAUCUUCACUGUCAAAUCUUUCACUGAGCACGUCUCGCAUGCCAUGAACGAGAUUGUGCCAAUGGCUCGAGCACUGCUACUUAGCGCGAGCAAGAGGGACGUGCCGAUAGAUUGGAGUGACUUCGCCGGUCGUAUCGCCAUUACCAUCUUUACACUUUCGCACAUGAACCACCAUGCCAACGUACUCCAGGGCGACGUCACUUGCUUAGACCGCGAUGAUCCACUCCGCGAUGCACUGGCUGUGCUCAACAGGGUUUCCGCGAAACGACUAUUCAACCCUGCGUGGCGCUUCACUGAGCUCCUCAAUGGCGAUCGUUUCCGUUUCUCCCGUGCUCGGUCGUACAUCCGCGGACUUGUCGACCAAAUCGUGCGCGCACGACAAGCCCAUGCCACCGAGAAGUCCAAGGAGACCGCGCCGGGUCAUGCCGACUUCCUCUCUGUGCUCCUGGAAGACCCUGCUUUCAACGAUCCUAUUCUCAUCCGUGACAUCAUGGUGACCAUGCUCUUCGCCGGCCGGGACAACACUCAGAACGUCCUCGCAUGGGCGCUCUAUUCCAUCAUGGCGGCGCCCGAGUGGAUCGACCGCUUACGUGAAGAAGCGACCGCGAAUAGGCACCCGACGCAUGAAGUAGACUACUCUGAAGUAUCACGCUACCACGUCCACCUCGCUGUAUUUUUUGAAACUGUGCGCUUGUGGCCAGGCUUGCCCAAGAACGCACGGUUGGCUCUACAGGAUGACGUUCUUCCGGCUUUGCCAGAGUAUGAUCUGCCUGCGGUGAAGAUCGAGAAGGGUGAUUAUGUGUUUUGGUCUGACUAUCACAUGAUGCGUAGCUCGGGUGUAUGGGGACCGACGGCCAACAUGUUCGACCCCGGACGUCAUCUAGACUCCGAAGGUCAUUUCACCAAGCCCGCAGCACCCAAGUUCAACUGUUUCGGCGCAGGACCAAGAUUCUGCCCAGGACAGCAGCUCGUCAUGUACGAGUUCGUCGCAGCUCUGGCCGGAAUCCUCCCGUAUUUCGACUUUGCUCCCUCCGAGCGUCCCACGACGUCUGGAUUGACUUACGAGAAGCCGGAGCUAGCAGAGGCGUUCACAGCAUCUUUGACUGUGCCACUGAUAGUCGACACGAAGAUCAAGUUGGAAUACUAG
Molecule: messenger RNA, 1578 nt
Organism: Dichomitus squalens LYAD-421 SS1
Lineage: Eukaryota; Fungi; Basidiomycota; Agaricomycetes; Polyporales; Polyporaceae
Product: cytochrome P450
Exons: 11
Coding region: 1-1578 (525 amino acids)
Molecular function (GO): monooxygenase activity; oxidoreductase activity, acting on paired donors, with incorporation or reduction of molecular oxygen; heme binding
Source: RefSeq, a predicted model, not a curated record